UGUGGGCCGGCCCCUUCCAUGGAGCCGGGGCUGCUGCCGAGCGCCUCCUGGGCGGACGCCGCCAUGAGGCUCUGAGAGGCGGCUGCGUGCGGAGGACCCAGCCGGUCGCGCUGCGGAGCGCCCCGAACCUGGCGCCGGCCUCGCCCCCGGGCAGGGGAGCCCAGCGCUGCGGCCGCCGCUACUGCCGCCGCCGCGGGUCCGGCCGGGCGGGCGGCCCGCCCGGGGCCAUGUAAAGCGGCAGCGGCCGGGGGGAGCCGAGCCGAGCUCGGGGAGAGGAGCCGUCGCCGCCGCCGGCCGGGGAGGCCCCGCGGGGGGGGAUCAUGGCGACGUCUAAUCUCUUAAAGUGAGAAGCAUAUUCUCAGAGAGCCUUCUUUAAAUGUAAAAUUAGAAUGAUCAAUCAUAUGUUGAAUCCUGGUGACAUACAAAAAAUCGUAAUGUGAUGAAAAUAUUGAAGUACUUAGUAAGAGCUAGCCAUUACAUGGUAAGCUAGUGCAUACCCUACCUGUAGCAGAACUGCUCUCCCACGUUGAGGCUGUGGCUUUCCUGUAGAUGACUGAGCCAUUUCUAGAAUAAAGGUUCACUUCAGUUUGAAGACAAAUGGGAUUUCAUGCGCCCUAUCGUUCUGAAACUUCUUCGUCAGGAGUCUGUCACAAAACAGCAAUGGUUUGAUCUGUUUUCAGAUGUACAUGCAGUUUGCUUGUGGGAUGAUAAAGGUCCAGCAAAAAUCCAUCAGGCACUGAAGGAAGACAUCCUUGAUUUUAUUAAACAGGCACAAGCAAGAGUGCUGAGUCAUCAAGAUGAUACAGCUUUACUAAAAGCAUAUAUAGUGGAGUGGCGCAAGUUCUUCACACAGUGUGAUAUUUUGCCCAAGCCAUUUUGUCAAUUAGAGAUUACUUUAAUGGGCAAGCAGGGCAGCAACAAGAAGUCUAAUGUAGAAGACAGUAUUGUUCGAAAGCUCAUGCUAGACACCUGGAAUGAAUCCAUAUUUUCAAAUAUAAAAAACAGACUUCAGGACAGUGCAAUGAAGCUAGUUCAUGCUGAAAGACUAGGAGAAGCUUUUGACUCUCAGCUUGUUAUUGGAGUUCGAGAAUCAUAUGUUAACCUUUGUUCUAAUCCUGAAGAUAAACUUCAGAUAUAUCGGGAUAACUUUGAAAAGGCAUAUUUGGAUUCAACAGAGAGAUUUUAUAGAACACAGGCUCCUUCUUAUUUACAACAAAAUGGUGUACAGAAUUAUAUGAAAUAUGCAGAUGCUAAACUAAAAGAAGAAGAGAAAAGAGCACUACGAUAUUUAGAAACAAGGCGUGAAUGUAACUCUGUAGAAGCACUAAUGGAGUGCUGCGUCAAUGCCCUCGUGACAUCUUUUAAAGAGACUAUUUUAGCUGAAUGCCAAGGCAUGAUCAAACGAAAUGAAACAGAAAAGUUGCAUUUAAUGUUUUCACUGAUGGAUAAAGUUCCAAAUGGCAUAGAGCCUAUGCUAAAAGACUUAGAAGAACAUAUUGUUAGUGCUGGACUUGCAGAUAUGGUAGCAGCUGCUGAAACUAUUACUACUGAUUCUGAGAAAUAUGUAGAGCAAUUGCUCACACUAUUUAAUCGAUUUAGUAAGUUGGUUAAAGAAGCUUUUCAAGAUGAUCCAAGAUUUCUUACUGCGAGAGAUAAGGCGUACAAAGCAGUUGUGAAUGAUGCUACAAUAUUUAAACUUGAAUUGCCAUUGAAGCAAAAGGGUGUUGGAUUGAAAACACAGCCUGAAUCCAAAUGCCCUGAGCUUCUUGCUAAUUACUGUGACAUGUUGCUAAGAAAAACACCACUAAGCAAAAAACUAACCUCUGAAGAAAUUGAAGCAAAGCUUAAAGAAGUGCUUUUGGUACUUAAAUACGUACAGAAUAAAGAUGUUUUCAUGCGAUAUCACAAAGCUCACUUAACAAGACGCCUGAUAUUAGAUAUAUCAGCUGAUAGUGAAAUUGAGGAGAAUAUGGUGGAAUGGCUCAGAGAAGUAGGAAUGCCAGCAGACUAUGUAAACAAGCUGGCUAGAAUGUUCCAGGAUAUCAAAGUGUCUGAAGACUUGAACCAGGCCUUCAAAGAAAUGCACAAAAAUAAUAAACUUGCUUUACCAGCUGACUCUGUGAAUAUUAAAAUUUUAAAUGCUGGCGCCUGGUCCCGAAGUUCUGAAAAAGUGUUUGUCUCGCUGCCCACGGAAUUAGAAGAUCUCAUCCCCGAAGUUGAAGAGUUUUAUAAAAAGAAUCACAGUGGUAGAAAACUGCACUGGCACCACCUCAUGUCCAAUGGAAUUAUAACAUUUAAGAAUGAGGUUGGCCAGUAUGACUUGGAGGUAACAACAUUUCAGCUAGCUGUGCUGUUUGCAUGGAACCAAAGACCCAGAGAGAAGAUCAGCUUUGAAAAUCUUAAACUGGCAACUGAACUCCCUGAUGCAGAACUUAGGAGGACUUUAUGGUCUCUUGUAGCAUUUCCAAAGCUGAAACGUCAGGUUUUAUUGUAUGAACCUCAAGUCAAUUCACCCAAAGACUUUACAGAAGGAACCCUCUUCUCGGUGAACCAGGAGUUCAGUUUAAUAAAAAACGCUAAAGUUCAGAAAAGGGGCAAGAUAAAUUUGAUUGGUCGAUUGCAACUUACUACAGAGAGAAUGCGGGAAGAGGAAAAUGAAGGAAUAGUCCAGCUAAGAAUAUUACGAACCCAGGAGGCUAUCAUCCAAAUAAUGAAAAUGCGAAAGAAAAUUACUAAUGCCCAGCUUCAGACUGAACUGGUAGAAAUAUUGAAAAACAUGUUCUUGCCACAAAAGAAAAUGAUAAAAGAGCAAAUUGAAUGGCUUAUAGAGCACAAAUAUAUCAGAAGAGAUGAGUCGGAUAUCAACACCUUCAUAUAUAUGGCAUAAUUUGAGGACUCUGCAGGAUGCUGAGAACAUAAAUGGAAGGGUGCUUGGACAGACAGCUGCAACAGUUUGUGCUGCAGAAGGACUUGUUUUGACUUUCGUUACGUAUUAAAAUCCCUGCCUUACCUUACAGAGGACUAUAUUUUGCCAAUCUCAUUCAGCUAGCAUGAUGGCAUUCCCUUCAUGUUGCACACUUUUAACAGCAUGCUGUUUUGUGGGAAACUUGCAUUCAUGAAGAGCCCAUUGUGAACUUCUAAAAGUAGAUUUGAUUUACACCCACCAGGAAGAAUACAGGUUUGGGUUUUUAGAUGACCAGUACUUGCACAAGGAAAAAAUAUUCAAAUAUUCAUGCACUGAGGAACUGCUAAUUAGUUUUGUUUUGGGUUUGGUUUUUUUUGUUUGGUGUCCUUUUUUUUUUUUUUUUAAUGCAAUUAGGACUAGAAGUAGCACUUUCACUUUUGUGUUUUGGAUCAACAGAGUAAUGUACUGUCCACCUUUGAUCCUUUUUGUGUAAUAACGUUUGAGAGACACAAACACAUGCAUCACAACUGAUAUGUAUUUGUUGCAGUUAAAACCUGUUGGCUAGAGCAGUGCUUCAAUCUAGUAACUGGAUUUUAAUAAUUGACACAUAAGUGACAUAAAAGUAAUUCCAAGUCAUGGGUGAUAUUUUUCCUUAAGCAAGAGAUCAUUGUUUUUAAAUUGUUUGCUGUAAACAAGUGGAUAUACGUUAUUUGUUACCUUGUUUGGAUGGAUGAUUUGCUACAAUCCUUUUUGAGAAGGUAAAGCUUUCUUCAAUGAUACUUCACUCUAAAAGCAGUUUUCAUGUCUGUUAUACUGAACAGAAAUAUUAAGUGUAUUUCCUUGUACAUUUAAUAUUUGUAUUCCAAAUAUUUAAGUAUGACUACAUAUAUCUGAAUGCAUUAAAGAGUAAUUGAUGCACAACUCCCCCAGAAAGAAAAUAACACUUGAAGAUCCCUGUACUAAUUCCUCAUUGGUAACUUCAUAUGUACGUGCAAGGUUAAUGCAAUUGGACUGGUUUGUUGCUUAGAAGUCAGCAUCUUUGUAUGAAAAACAAACCUUCUGGUUUUUAUUUUGAAACUGGCAGGGUAGGAAAUAUAAUUCUAAUGAAAAUGGUAAAAAGCUAAGGGAAGAUACCUUGGUCAGUGUAUGCAGAGAGAGUGCCAAAUACACAUCAGGAAUUUCAACUUUUUAAUGUUACCUCUUCUAUUUUCAAUCAUCUUAAGUAGUCGUUUGGCACUGCCUGCCUCUCUGCUGCUCUAAAAUGUCCCAGCAUGUAUUGGACUGAUAACAUGAAUCACUGGAGCAGAGUGCCUGUCUUGGGACAAAAGGUAAGUUGAGCUUUACUCAGUUCUGUAUGAAUAUUCUAUAAAUUGCAAGUGUGUGAAUUUUUUUUUUUUAAUUAACCAGUUCAAGUUCAUCAUCUGAAGGUCUCAUUUUCUUUGAUGAUUGAAAGGGGGAAGAGGAUACAAUUAACUUUAGUCAAAAAGGAGAACCUUCCAGUAAGUAAGAGGAGGAGUUUUGCUUUCACAUGGUUGCAGUAAAGUAUACAAUAAGAGCGGUUUAAAAGCAAACUCUGCAAGAAUGGCUGUUUGCACCCUUAAACAGGCUGCAUGCUCUAUUACUAAUGUAAAAGCCAAUGUGACUGCCUGAUAACAGUGUGUACUUGGACAUCUAUUUGGGGAAGAAAUUUUUGGUAGUGAGGGUUUCAUGAACAAGAGAUGGAGAGAAGUUGAGACCUGGCCAAUUACAAUUGAUUAAAAUCUCACAGCUUAUGUUACAUGCUUUUUUUGAUACUCAAAAGCAGAUGCUGUUUAAAAAUUGCAUCUUUUAUGUUGGCCCUGUAGUAUUGCAAUUCAGAAUCAAAAGCAAGUGGUGCUCUAUGUAGUUAACCAGUAAAACUAUUUGAACAUUAGAAAACAAAAUUCUAAUAAAAAACUUUCUGCUGCAAGACUUUCAGUCUUUGUAACUUAAAAGUAAUAAAUGCUCACUUGGGUUAAUUGGGGGAAAACAUGGCAGUCUGAGCACACUCUUUUCAACAUGAAAAAUUCCAACCCUUAACCAGAGAAGAACAAGUGUGAAACUGUCAUGCAGAAAGAACUGCAAAGGGGGUAAUGCUGAUUUUGAAGCCAUUGAUUUAGAUUUGAGAGAGAGAAGUUUGAGAGGCAGCAUCUCGGAUACAACUGUUUAGGAAGCUGGAGUGUAUGCAGAAAGCAACAGGUUGCUAAAAGCUAAGGAGCUACAUGUUCCCUCAACUAUUAAAUAUAAAAUAAUACAACCCAAAUGUUAUCUAUAUAUUUCUCAACACCUGGGAUGCAGAAAGAGAAUUGGUAAUGUGCCUAUGACAUGGUCAUUUUUCAUUGAAUACAUACCGGAAAUGGAUGUCAGGUUUUUUAUUAAAUCUGAGACUCACACCAGCAAAUUUGUUAAAGAUGCAGAAUCACAUUUAGCGUCCUUCAUCAGGUCACUUUCACCAAUAUGCACUUAAAACUAGUAUCACCUGGGGCACAGGGAGAUACCUGGGGUAAACUGUUCUUUUGGGGAGGGUGGAGUUCAGAUCUAAAUGAAAAUGAACUAUUCUUCACUUGCAAUAUGGCAACAACGCACUUUUAAGGCUGCAAUUUUUAGCUAUGAAUAUAUAUGUCCAAAGACCUAGCUUAAAGAGGUGCUGCAUCUGAAAAACAUGUUGCCACACACACUGCCACGGUGAAUAGCUAUGGAGUGAAAUCUGGUUUAGAAGAGGUUGGGGGGUGGGGGAGGGAAUCACUCUUAAUGGGUUUAAUUAAGAAAUACUGUUAAAUCUUUCUCUGUCCCAACAACUUGAUGAGGAUCUCGGUUUCGAUUCUGAAGUCUUCCAUUUUCCUCUUUCUACAGUUGGUGUCCCUAGCUUCUAAUUUUAUUCAUCUGUCUUUCAUUUGUUACGACUGUAAUACAAUUACAUUUCCAAAAGACAAUGUGACUUUCUUGUUUUCACCUUUUUAAACUUAACGCAAAUGUUCUGAAUGUUCAUAUGUUGCAUUUAUUUGCAUUGGGAUGCCAUUGUCCUGUAAAGUGCAAAUUUUAAAAAUACAAUUGGCAAAAUGAUUUGAUAGUUUUACAGGAAGAUUUGCUAUCUUAAACUCAAACUGUUUUCUAUUUUCAUCUAAAUGACUGGGAUGCUAUCUUUGUAAUUCUUUGAGGUCAUAUUUGUGAAAUAAACAAUACAUGAAAGCUUUCCUGUCAUAUACACUAUAUGUAGUCUGGAGUGUUGAGCAAACUUGAGUUCCUGAGUUGUAAUAUCUAUCUACGUAUGGUAUUUACAAUUUUGAAUGUGUGCCACUACCGAGAUAAUAAUGCUGUACAAUUUUGAAUGGUGGUAGUUUCUGUAUGGCAGUCCAGCUGAACUAUUUUGAUGUACUGCUUAAUUUUUGAAUUUUAUUUUUUAAGUUGUAUAAUUUAUUUUCUUGCAAAAUAAAAAUGUAAUAUAAAAGACUA
Messenger RNA from Harpia harpyja (harpy eagle), 6376 nucleotides. It is a transcript of the gene CUL5, whose product is annotated as cullin 5. The record is from RefSeq and is a predicted model, not a curated record. Gene Ontology annotation, molecular function: ubiquitin protein ligase binding. Gene Ontology annotation, biological process: SCF-dependent proteasomal ubiquitin-dependent protein catabolic process; protein ubiquitination. The coding region runs from base 608 to 2887 and encodes 759 amino acids. Gene Ontology annotation, cellular component: Cul5-RING ubiquitin ligase complex; SCF ubiquitin ligase complex. Lineage: Eukaryota; Metazoa; Chordata; Aves; Accipitriformes; Accipitridae. The transcript has 20 exons.